CAAAUGUAGGUGAACCGGAACUAAAAACAUUGAAGUAAACAAUUUUUUAUGAUAGCAAUUCUUAUAUGAAAUAUGAUGAAUGUGCGCAGAAUUCUUCAUCCAAGUUCAAAGUACAUAACAGUUUUCAAAGUACAGAGCUAUUCAUGUCGUACUUCCACAACUAUUGCAGAUGCCAGAAACGAACCACCGCUUUCAUCGGAUGUAAAACCAUAUAAUCAAGUCCCUGGACCUCGAGGACUUUAUAACAUACCUUACUUUGGCGCGGCAUUACAUUUUAAACCAUUUGGUAAAUAUCAACCAGGUGAUAUCAAUAUCGUACUGGACAACUUAAAACAAAAAUACGGGGAUAUAUACAAGAUACAAUUUGGACCAAACAAGAUGGUAGUCCUAAGUCACCCAGACUAUGCUAAAGCAGUCCUUCAAGCACACUACGAGCAGCAUGAGAAGAUUGGUUUUGAUAUAAGUAACAUCUUUCAUAAGAGAACUAAAACAACAAAAGGAAUGGUUAUGCUAAAUGGACAAGAAUGGGCUGAACGAAGAAAACCAGCACAGGAGAAAAUGUUACGUCCAGCCGUUGUGGCUAGUUAUGUCCCCUUAAUCGAAUCGGUAACUGACGAUUUUAUAGAUGUUUUACAAAAGAAAACUAAAGUUGAUGAUCUUCUUUUGGAACUUCUUAACUACACAACUGAAAGUGUAGGUAUGUUGGCUCUUAAUAAAAGACUUGGCUGCCUAGAUUCUGAAAAGGACAAGUCUGCAGUUUUGGCAUCAGUUAUUAGAAAUGUUCUUGAUAUGUUCCAAGAAUCUUUCUUUAUGCCGUUUAAAUCUUAUUGUUAUUUUAGAACACCAUUUUAUAAACGGUUCGAGGAAAAUAUGCUGAAAUUUGGCGAAAUAGUUAAUGCGGAGCUAGCAUUACAACAUGAUUUCCUGACAAAAUUACAACACGAAGGUAGACUUGAGGAAUAUCUUGAAAAAGAACCAAACUUUAUGUACUCUUUACUUUCUGAUAGCAGAGUAACCGAUGAUCAAGUUAACAGUAUUGUGAUGGACUUAUUUGGUGCUGGUAUUGACUCGAGUGCCAAUACACUGGUGUUUUUAUUAUAUCAAUUAGCUGUCAACAAGGACAAGCAAAAUAAUCUGAUCGAGGAAAUAAAAAAAGUUGUUGGUAAUAGCCAAAAAUUGACAAAGGAACACCUUGCUAGCAUGUCUUACAUGAAAGCUUGUCUAAAGGAAUCUCAUAGGGUUAUCUUUCCUACCUCAGCAGGAUUAGCACGUGUUAUAGAAACUGAUUUAGUAAUUAGAGGAUAUCGGGUUCCUAAGGACACACUGUUAAUCAUCAAUAUGAGUUCAAUGUCAGCAGACGAUCGAUUUUUCUCACAACCAACCAAGUUUCUUCCAGAAAGAUGGCUGCGAAACACAACCGAUGAACUAGCAAAGAGCAAGGAAUUCCCCUUUGCACACAAACCAUUUGGUUUUGGUCCAAGAUCGUGUAUUGGUCAAAGAUUUGCCGAGACUGAAAUAUUUAUUUGUCUGACAAAGAUUAUACAGCAUUUUGAAGUAUCGGUUCCAACGAACAAACCAGAAAUGAAAACAACAGUCCAGCUAUUUACAACACCUGUCGACAAGGUCAAGAUGACUUUUACACCAAGGGAGAAAAUGUAGUUGUACUACGUACAUGUUCGGAAUUUAACCAUUCCGACGUAUUGUUUUUUUAUUAUUAUAAUCAAACUGUGUUACCAACUUUAAGACUGCCAGUGACAAUACAUUCAAAUAACGUUAAAUUUUAGGAUCAUAUUCAUGAUAUGGUAUGAAUCAUGUUUCCUUUUACUGUUUAGAAAAGGGUAAAUGAUUCAGGAAGUAUAUUUGAAGUCUUAUCUUUCACCAAAAUACAAACAAUGAAAAAUAAAAAAAAAACACAAAGAAAAGAUAAGGAAAACCCGACUGAAAUUAAUGGGAGCUACAAUCGUGGAUAUAGAAAAUUGAAGGUAGAUAACUGUGUCCUUGGACCAUAAACAACUAAAUAUGCCUUCGUGAUCUCUCACAUAUAAAUACAUUACUUAUAUUGUUCUCAAUAUAAAGGAAUUCUAUGCGUCGACUUUCAUACAUUUCAGAGGUUAAGCUUGGUAUAAUACCAGGUUUAAUCUAUCAUUUUCUGCUUAAGAAAUGCCUGUACCAAGUCAGGAGUGUGACUGUUGUUUUCCAUUCGUUUGAUGUGUUUGAGCUUUGAUUGUUUAGGGACUUUCCAUUUCCAUUUUGAAUUUUUUCAUUUUACUUUUUUACUCCUACACAAUGAUAUUCAAUUGCCUGCACACAUUUGGCUUCAUCAAGUUAUCAGAAGCAAUGUUUAACCUACAUAGUGUUAUUGUUAAGACGACUGAAAACAAAACUUUUCGACAAAAUUGAUGAUUUAAAUUCUAUAAUGUGAACUUUCCAUUAAUAAAAAGCCACAUUCCAGCAGUGCCUACGUAUUGAGUUUA
Molecule: messenger RNA, 2474 nt
Organism: Mytilus trossulus (common blue mussel)
Lineage: Eukaryota; Metazoa; Mollusca; Bivalvia; Mytilida; Mytilidae
Product: probable cytochrome P450 12a5, mitochondrial
Exons: 10
Coding region: 73-1659 (528 amino acids)
Molecular function (GO): heme binding; monooxygenase activity; iron ion binding
Source: RefSeq, a predicted model, not a curated record